Lachancea dasiensis is the source of this 3801-nucleotide messenger RNA. NCBI's taxonomy places the organism in Eukaryota, Fungi, Ascomycota, Saccharomycetes, Saccharomycetales, Saccharomycetaceae. The record is from the annotation of a GenBank genome assembly.
AUGUUUGGAACCAACAGUGGAGGAACGUCACUAUUUGGAGGGGCAAUCAACACUUCAACUCCGGCAUCGAAAGUGGUCAAUACAGACAAUGCGUUCCAGCCUAGGCAUAAGUCGGCCUCCGGUGGUCUUUUUGGCGGAAUAGGUGGUGUGGCAGCCAAUGGCGUGUCAACGCCCAGUCCUUCGGAGGGCUUAUUUGGAAAUAAAAGCAACGGAAACGCUGCCCAAUCCAGUGCCAAAGACUUGUUUGGCACCGGAAGCAAACCGAACACGACGUCAGGCACGCUAUUUGGUGGAAAUGGGGGCGGUGGCAUAACGCCUGGUGGACUUUUUGGUUCUAAGGCCCCUCAAAAAACUCCAGCACUGGCUCCGGGAGGUCUUUUUGGCUCAACUAAUGGCAAUAGCAAUACGGGUGGGUCGCUAUUUGGUAAUAGUCAGGACUCCAAUCAGAAUACGGUUUCUUCAACUGGAUUGUUCGGAAACUCUAACAACUCCACGGCUACCGGAAUCAAUAAUUCAGGAAUGGCUACUUCUAAUUAUGGUGGUUUAUUUUCAAAUAAGCCCUCGACCGGCAUGGGGAGCGCUGGUAGCAGUACCAUCGGAGGCACACUUUCAACGCCAGCUUCUCAGUCAAGUCAAACCCAGGCUACUAACCCAUACGGCAUCCAAGUCAGUAAUUUACCAAGUAAUGUUGUCAACAUGCCGGAAUCGAUUACCUCGUCCUUACUAAGGAAAAAACCACAGGAUGCUGAUCAAAAAGCGUAUGAGAAACCCCAAAAUUUUUCGGUCUCGUCAACAAAUCACCUACCUUCGUCAAAUUACAAGACGAGCGCCACAUUAAUAGGGAAGCUGAGCUCGAGAUUAAAGAAUGCUCGAAGUAUCGAUCCUACGCGCGGUCUAUUCUCUCCUUCUAGGAAACCGUUGUUCAACUUGGAUGGUAAAAUUUCAAAGAAUGAUGAGAAUAACAUUUUAGAGCAGCCAAACAAGCAGCUUAUCAACAAUACAAUGCCCCAGCUAGGAAGAAACGGGACUAAAGAUCUGCGUAAGUUGAAAAUUGAUACUGGGAGGAUUGCAGAAAAAAAAAUCAAAUUACUUAAUGGUGCCAGUCGAGCAACCAGCGUGAAAGUUUUAGACGAGACAAAUUUUGACUCUAAAGGUGAGGAAGGAGCUGGGCAAUCCAAGAGACAGGCAAAUGAUUCGCAGGCCGUAAGUUAUGGCAACCGCACCGUUGACACAAUAACCGAGAAGAGCCGUGUGGACCACGGAUACUGGUGCUCCCCUUCUAUCGAACAACUUACUAAAUCUCCGGUUAAGCAGCUCUGUAGUGUGCCUAACUUCAUUAUCGGUCGCAGAGGUUUUGGCGCAAUUUCUUUUGACAGCGACGUAGAUUUGAGUUCUUUCGUUGAUGAUUUAGAGGGGAAUUUGUUCGGUAAGGUAGUUAUCUUCCAUGGAAACAGAACUGUCGAGGUUUAUCCAGAAGGAUUAUUGAAGCCAGCUUUUGGUUAUGGUCUUAAUGUCCCUGCAACUAUCUCGUUGGAAAAAAUAUACCCUACGAAGGGCCAAUCUCUUGAGCUAAUCAAGGAAUUCUCUGCUCCGGAAGUACAAUUGUUGAUAAGAAAACUUCGCGCUCAGAAGGGCAUGGCAUUUGUUUCUUACAAUCCAACAGAGGGACUUUGGACUUUCCGAGUUCAACACUUUAGUAUAUGGGGCCUAAUAGAGGAGGACGAUGAAACCUCCCAGAAUCUAGAGGAAGGCCAGCACUCCGGUAAAUUAGCAUUUUCUAACUCAAAACCAAUUAGUAAAGUGGAAAACGCCACGGCAGGACGUCUACCUAUCCAAAACAUUGUACAUCCGGGCACUGCUGAAACUCAAGACACAGAUAUGUUAAACCUAAUAGAUGAAAAACAAUACGAACCUUUAGAUGUCGGGCCAGCAGAUAUAAAGGGUAUCGAAGUUCAGACAAACUUGAGUGUCUCUAGCGAUUGGAUUUUGCAGCUGAAGCUCGCCGGUCAAAAUCAUCGGUCUAUUUUUGCAUUGGAGAAGGAGAAGAAAGGUUCCGGAAAUCUAUUCGCUUCAUUAGAAGUCGAUCUGGAGCAGCGCAAGGACAUUAAAAGGAGACUUCGAAUUACGAAGGUACCACCUUUCGCUAAAUUUUCGGGAGACUCGAGACUUCUCAUGACUUCUGCACACAAGUAUAGUGGGUGUGUAGAGCGUUCAGUUUUGACCUACGCUGGCGAUGCUCUCUCAAAAGGGAGCAAUGCUUUUGAAUCCUCUUUUCAUCUUGCUGAAAUCGAGGCACGCCACAAAAAUGCAUACCCUUCGGUCACAAACUGGGCGGUAACUAUUGAGGAAAUUGGAAACCUUCUCAGUAAUCGAGAGGAGGAUCGCCAGCUGUGGUCCUUAAUCUCAAUUUUGUUUGAUGAAAUAUUUGAGGACAGUAUUUCCAGUGAGCAGGUAAGAUACCAAAAGCUGUGUGAUUGGGUUGUAAAAAGUAACGAAAAGGCAAUCUCGGAUCGCAUGUCGCUAUCUACUAGCUCGAAUGAACAGAUAUUCUUGCAUUUAAUGUCUGGAAAUAUUGAGAGCGCUACUAAGCUAGCUAUAAAAUCUAGAAACCUGCACCUAGCCCCCAUCCUGACUCUUCUAGGAGGCGAAGAUAAUAAUGUUACUUCUUUGGCCAAGCAACAAUUACAGAAAUGGAAAAGUCUCAAUAGAAAGGUAGAGCCUUUUGUUAUAAAAACCUAUCAAUUACUAGCUGGUAUGGUGUUUGAUAAUGAAGCUCUAAUCGACUUUAAAAACCACUACUCGUGGCUUGAAUGCUUGGCAAUUCACCUUCUUUAUGGUAAGAGACGGGCGCAGACACUUGAAGAAUCCGUACUUGAAUUUUUUGAUACUUGUCCUCUGGAGAAGAAAACAAAAGCUGAGAGUAUCAUAAAUGAUAUUUUGAAUUUUUACAGCUCAGAAAAUGGAAUGGAGGAACUGUUAGAAAAGAUUGAAAUUUCGAACGAGGCUUCCAAAUGCCGCAACAUGUGGUUCAUUAUGCAAACUCUGCAUUACAAAAGUGAUCUUUCUUUCUCAGCUGAGAAGAUGGACAGAAUAACUUUGCAAUUUUUCGAACAACUUGUGUCGAACAGUUUUUACGUAGAAGCGUUGUUCACCCUAAUUUUCUUGAAGAAUGACGAGUUGGCUAAACGUGAAAUUGAUAUUUUGGUAUCAAGACAUGCUCAAUUCUUCUACAGAGAAUUUAGCAAAGAAAAACUGAAGAAGUUCAAAGUUCCAGAAGGCUUAUUAUUUAAGGCGAUGGCACUAUAUUACAAGAAUAUUGGAGACCAUCUCGCAGAGAUGGACAAUUUAUUAAAGGGAGGGUUUAUGGAGGAGGCCGCGAAGUGUUUGUACCUGAAUGUUGGACCUGAACUAAUUUUGCAGAGCUCUCAGGAUAUUUCAAAACUGGACGUUUUGCGAACUAUGUUGAAGCGGACUCUUGACAGCUCGCCGCUCAAGCUAGACCGUACCUUGAACCUUUUUCAAGACUACACGCAUCUCAUUUUAGAUGGGGAAGUAAACACACCUAACCUUGAGAAAAUUUUGCAUGCAUUACCGACAUACUACAAAGCGCAUAGUCAUCUGAAGUUGGUUUCAAUCUGCUGUUCAGUAAUGUCUAGUAGGGUAGCGAUGGCUUAUAUGGAACACAAAAAGGGAAGUAUUACGCACUAUGUGAUGGAGGAACGGCUAGCCGAGCUACCGAUUGGAGAACCAGAAAGGCGAACAAUGAUGAAAAGGAUAAAGAGAAGCUACUCGACAACAUAG